AUGCAAGAAGAAAGGAUUGAUGAAAUGUUUUCAAAAGCAAUGAAUGAAACACGUCAAAUGCUCAAUGAGCUUAAACAAUAUAAUGAAAUACUUCCAUUGCAAAGCAGAAAUGUAAUGGAACAAUUACGAAUGCCAUUCAAAAUAUUCGAUUUGCAUUCACAAAGUGAAUUAAAUGUUCAAAAAUUUGCGCAUGAUGCACUCAUCUCAAUCAUUGCUACGAAAAAAAUGCGAAACGAUGGCAUUAAGUCAAUCAAUGCUUUACCAAACAUUUUAAAACAUAUUCGUAAGUACUGUCCAUUGCAUAGAAUUGAAUGCUCAACUAAUAAGUAUCGUACUAUUGAUGGUACCUGCAACAAUAUUAAGCAUCCUAAUUGGGGUGCUUAUGGUACCUCGAUGCAACGUAUCAUUAAGCCAUUUUACGCAGAUGGAAUUGAUGAAUUGCGUGUUUCGAUUGUUGAUAACAGUGAAUUACCAAAUGUUCGACACUUAUCUAAUUUAUUCUUUGUCAAGGAAUAUUCACCAAAAUUGAAAGUUAAUACGCUAAGUGCGCUUUGGGCACAUUUUGUUUACACAGAUUUAGUACAUAUUGGAAGUCUUCAAUUGAUCGAUGAUGAAGAGAAAAUUCAAUCACCGUGUUGUGCACCACAAUUUAGACAUCACCCGGAGUGUAAAUCAAUUAUAGUGCCAAAAAGUGAUCCUAGCUAUCAAGAUUUCCUAGAUUGUUUACCUUACACGCGUACUACUCCAGCACCACGACCAAACUGUGAACUUGGUCCACGUGAACAAGCCAAUCAAGUUACUAGCUUUCUUGAUGCUAGCGUUAUUUACGGUAGUACCGUACAACGAGCACGUGCAUUAAGGACAUUUAAAAAUGGUCAUCUAUUAACAAGUUCCGAUCCACUGAAUCAAAAUAUGCCACCAACAGUUAAUUUAUUAUGUAGCAUACUAAAAAUUACCGCUGAAUGUGAUUCAAAUACUAAAUAUGAUUCAUUCGUUAGUGGUUCCGAUCAUAUAAAUUUUUUGCCAUCUGUUGUUAUUCUUUAUACUAUUUGGAUACGCCAACAUAAUCGAAUUGCUACUAAUUUAAAAAGAGUAAAUCCGCAUUGGUCAGAUGAGCAAUUGUAUCAGGAAAGUCGACGAAUAGUGAUCGCACAAUUGCAACAUAUCACUUAUAACGAAUUUCUGCCCAUUUUGAUUGGCAAAGAAAAUUGGUUAAAAUUUGAAUUACAACCAAAAUCCUACGGAUACGGUAAAGAAUAUGAUCCUACGGUGGAUCCUACUGUCAUCAACACGUACGCUGCUACUACCGGACAAUUUUUUUUCACAAUGUUUGGCAAACAUCUUGCAUGGCAUAAAAAUGAUGAAAUUGAAAUAUUUGAACGACCAUUGAAAGAAUAUUUUAACUAUCCGGGUUUACUUUUUUCAACCGAUCGAAUUAGAGGAAUAUUGAGGUUACUUCUUUUUAUUUUUCACUAUGACAAACAAUGA
This is a messenger RNA of Acanthocheilonema viteae, 1488 nucleotides long. Lineage: Eukaryota; Metazoa; Nematoda; Chromadorea; Rhabditida; Onchocercidae. The record is from the annotation of a GenBank genome assembly.